Molecule: messenger RNA, 1336 nt
Organism: Phyllopteryx taeniolatus (common seadragon)
Lineage: Eukaryota; Metazoa; Chordata; Actinopteri; Syngnathiformes; Syngnathidae
Exons: 2
Coding region: 1-984 (327 amino acids)
Molecular function (GO): 2-oxoglutarate-dependent dioxygenase activity; methyltransferase activity
Source: RefSeq, a predicted model, not a curated record
AUGUUUGAGUGGAAGAAAGGAGAGUGGGCUAAAGUAAACUCGCAGAGAGGCUCUCAUUGUCAAAGGAGGGGCUUGCCUGCACUACUUUACUGUAUCACGUCAACGGGAGACCCGGUCUGGGCUGGAAAAGGCAUGAGGGGAAACGUUUUCACAAGGCCUGUCGCCUUGACAUCUGUGGUCAUGAAGUCCUUUGAACGGCUCGUGCCGGACCACCUCAAGAGCGUCACAGGUCCCGAUGACGAGUCUGCAUAUCGCCAGGAAGCUGAGUGGCUGGAGCUGCGGUGCGGCCGACACAACCUGGAGCUGAACACGCUCAAGACUGUAGAGAUGAUCGUGGACUUCAGGAGGCAUCCUUCGCCACGGCUGCCCCUCACGCUGUCCAGCUGCCUUGUGUCAACCGCCGAGACCUUCAAGUUCCUGGGAAUUACAAUCUCCCAGGACCUGAAGUGGGCGACCAACAUCAACUCCGUCCUCAAAAAGGCCCAGCAGAGGAUGUACCUCCUGCGGCUUCUGAGGAAGCACGGCCUGCCACGGGAGCUGCUGAGGCAGUUCUACACAGCGGUCAUCGAAUCAGACCUGUGUACUUCCAUCACAGUCUGGUUUGGUGCUGCUACAAAAAAGGACAAAUUCCGACUGCAACGGACAAUCAAAACUGCUGAAAAGAUUGUCGGUACCCUCCUACCCACCCUUGAGGAAUUGCACGCUGCCAGAACUAAGACUAGAGCGUGCAAAAUCCUCUCAGACCCUCCACAUCCCGGUCACCGGCUCUUCCGGCUCCUUUCCUCAGGUAGACACUACCGAUCAAUGCAAACUAGAACUAGCAGACAUUCCAACAGCUUCUUCCCAUCCUGCAAUCAACUUCUUAAACAGCUAACCUACAAUUCCAUUGCAACAUGCUGCCAAUUUCUUUGUCUUGAGUUUGUUGUCACAUUUCUGUCGGGCAGUAGUCUCACCACGCUGCACUAUUUGCAUAUCCGUUGUUGACCAAUACUGGCCACUCAUGCCAGAGUAGCAUCUGCCACACUUGCACACUGACUGAGGAGUAUCUGCAACAUUUGCACAAUCAACAUUGUCCCAGAUUAUCGCGCUACCAGUCACUUUAAACUGCAUCCACUCCUUGAAGUCUCGGCGUACUCCUUGCACCUGGACUAUUGCAAUUGCAAUUGUCAAAAAAUAAAUAAAUUGUACCUGCAUUACCACAUAACUAGCAACACUUUAUUGUUCAGUGACUGUUUUUGUCAAUGUCUUUGUGUCUCAAAAGUGUUCUCUGUCAAUUGACUGUCUGUUGUCGUACUAGAGCGGCUCCAACGACCGGAGACAAAUUCCUUGUGUGUUU